AUGCCCGCUUCCAAGUGCGUCUGCACGUCGGCCACUCACGCCGGGUCCUUCAAGUGCCGCUUCCACCGCACCAACUCCCAGGGCCACGACCACAGCCAGGUCCAGGGAAGCCGCCCUUCUUCCGCCCCUUCACCGGCCGCAGCCAACGCGGUGCCGCGGCACCCGGCCUCGCCAUCCUCGUCCUCAGGCACCGUUGCGACCCAGUGA
Messenger RNA from Triticum turgidum subsp. durum (durum wheat), 207 nucleotides. Lineage: Eukaryota; Viridiplantae; Streptophyta; Magnoliopsida; Poales; Poaceae. The record is from the annotation of a GenBank genome assembly.